Hypanus sabinus (Atlantic stingray) is the source of this 2315-nucleotide messenger RNA. It is a transcript of the gene fibinb, whose product is annotated as fin bud initiation factor b. Lineage: Eukaryota; Metazoa; Chordata; Chondrichthyes; Myliobatiformes; Dasyatidae. The record is from RefSeq and is a predicted model, not a curated record. The coding region runs from base 1243 to 1926 and encodes 227 amino acids. The transcript has a single exon.
GUUAGGAAUUAUAAAAGUCAUGAUCAUAUUCUGCAACAUGUUGAUACGUGGAAAGGAAACGCGGGAUUAGAUUUCAACACUUCUUUCAGAGAAUCAUCACUGAGAAUUUAAUUAGGUUUAUUCGGUUUAGGGCAGAACAGUUCAAAUAGAGCCUUCAAUUUGUCUGCUUUUGUUUCCACAGACACUGACUGACCUGCUAAGCGUGUUCAGCAUUUUAAAUAUUUUUUUAGAUAUAUAGCAGAGUUGUCGGGGUCUAUAGCGAAUAAAGGGGCAGCUAUCAGUGGGUGUACGUCAAACGGGAAUAUUGUUAUAUAGCAAAUGUGGUUCCAUUCGAAGCCAUAAUCCAGUUUUUGAUUCCUCUUUACAAAUCUUAAAUUAUUUGACAAGCUUACUUUUAUUUGGAAUAAUUAGCAAGAGAAAUGAAAUGAGAUCCUUUUCUCGCACCGGUGUUGUCUGGAUGGGUAUACGUGAUCCCCACGGUUGCGCUUGUGAAGUAAAAAUCGGUCUAUGUCCCUAUUCAUACAGAGUAGCAAACUUUUUUAUCGCCUACAGAAACGCGGUUUGAUAUCGCGUGCUGGAAAAAAAAAGAUUAAAUAAAUUGGCAAAAAAUGUCUGGAUUUCACCGUGCAGGAAUCAUGACUGUGCCGUAUUUUCUCCAUUCGGUAGCUGUAGAGUUUUAAUAACUGACCGCGCUAGUCAUGGCGUUGAGGACUAAGCUGAUUCGGAAAUGUCCGAAAAGAAAUUGUUUUGUUCAUUGCGUUUUAAAUCUCCCUGUUCCUGUAUGAUAGGUCAAUUCCACGGUAACAGUCACUGGUUUCGGUGCUUACCCUGUGAACUCAGUCUGAAAAAGCACAGUCGCAACAAAAAGACUUAGCGACUUCUCAUUUAAAAUAUAAGUCACCAUGAUCCCCGCGGAGAGGUGACAGCAAAAAUGCCUGCGCCGUCUCCCGAGGGACCAUAAAACGGAGAUGUGGUGCUGCUGCCAAACAGCCCUCGCAAUCCAGAUGCUGGACUCCUCAGAGAGAUUGAUAGACGCAGAGCACGUCAUCUGUAAUGUUCAUAUAUUUCCUCAUCUGUACUGACGACUGAUCAGAAACAUGCUGCAAAAAGAGACGCGGAGAGAAGGGGAUUUAAAAAAAUAACGCUCAACUCAAAUUACACCUUAUGGCAGGAUCGCCGAGGAAUCAUUGGUCGGAGACGGGAGCGGAGAGUUGACGGGGAUUUCCACUGGGGGGUCCUACAAUGGAAAAAAAUUGUUUCCGAAAAGCCUCAACCGUCUUUCCUUCUGAACUGCGUACUGGAUUAAAGAUGCUGCGUCUUAACGUGAUCUACAUCAGCCUCCUAUGCUCCCUGUCGCAAGCUUUUUACAGGGGACCUCUGCACCCAGAGAUGUCCAACGGCACUUUUCAUCAUUACUUUGUACCGGAUGGGGACUACGAAGAAAACGACGACCCUGAAAAAUGCCAGAUGCUUUUCCAGGUGUCCGACGAUCGUAGCUGCGGGAUUGAAGCCGAUCUGGAAACUUUUCUCAAAGAGGAGAUGACCACCAUCAAAAGACAAGUGGAAGACGCGGCGCGAGUCUUGGAAGGAGUUGGGAAAAAUAUCGCCUAUGAUCUGGACGGGGAAGACAGUUAUGUAAACUACCUUCGCCGGGAAGCCGCGCAGAUCGGAGAAGCUUUCUCGCAUUCGGACCGCUCUCUGGUCGAGCUGGAGGUGAAAUUCCGACAGAGUCAAGAAAACGAGGUGAGGGAAGUGAACAAGAUUAACGACGAAGUGGUGAACAUGCUGUAUCACACCAGAGAGAUUUUGAGGGAGACGCGAGAGAUCUCGUCUGGGUUAAAAGAUAAACACGAACUUCUCACCCUAAUCGUCAGAAGUCAUGGGACAAGGCUGAGCAGACUGAAGAAUGAUUUUAUGAGAGGCUGAGAUCCGUUUGACCACAAUGGAAUAUCUUCACCCGUUCUCCCGUUCUCUAGUAAUAACAUUUCAUUACUUCUGCAGCAUAUUUAUCAAAAUAUAUUGUCGUAAUGUGAGAUCUGACGGGCAACAUGUGUAAAUGAUCCCCUCCCCCAACUUAAUAUUGCAUAUAAACUAAUACAGCAUAUCAAGUCGGUUUGCGACCAGCGUGGCUAUUUAAAGCGAGGAGGUUCAUAAACGUGAUCCUGUUAUUCUGUCGAUUUUUUUCAGUGUUUGUUGAACGUUCAUUGCUACGUAUGUUUGCCGCCUUUAAAUAUAUACCUAUGUGUCAUUUCAAACACCGCAGGCAGGUACAAGUAUUUUAAUACAAAAAAAAUAAAAGUGUUUUUUUUACCGCA